Molecule: messenger RNA, 8469 nt
Organism: Ectocarpus sp. CCAP 1310/34
Lineage: Eukaryota; Phaeophyceae; Ectocarpales; Ectocarpaceae
Source: the annotation of a GenBank genome assembly
AUGCAAACCUCGAUGCUCACGGCCCGGUUGCGCGGUGACACCCCCGAUGAGCCUGAUUUCAUGGCAAGCGGCUGGCAGAGUGCGGGCGCCGGGGGGACGCUGUUCGAGAUCCAGGGGGCCCCGUCUCUGUACCGGGAAUACCACAGGCAGAGGCGGAGGCAGCUUGCGGCGGCGAGGGCUCUCGAGGAGAAGGAGGCACGCGGCGGUCAGCGGGGGGGGGGAGGCAGCGACUGUACCGGCGGGGCUCCCUCCGCCGCCGGCGGCCCGGCCAAAGAGGGCGGCUCCCCGCCGCCGCAACGCAUUAACGACGGCGACGCGAUGAUGGACGAAGAUUCCGAGGAUGAUCUGAUCGGGCCUCGAGCGGCCCCAGCAGUAGCAGCGAGCACGCCAGCGACGGGGGAAAAGGUUGUCGGGGAUAGCCGCAGCCCUUCCUCUGGCUCGGGGGGCGAGGCGGUGGCGGCGGCGGCGGCGGCGGCGGCAAUACCUGCUGGUGCUUGCGAGCAAGGCAAGAAGCCGGAAGGGGGCGUCGAGCGGAAGGCGGUGUCAGACGAACGCGAUGACACGGCAGUUCGGAGACGGCGGAAUGGCGAGGGUGCGCACGUCGAUAAUGCCGCGGCCGGGGCAGAGCAUGCUGGCCGUCGUGCUGCUGUCGCUCCCGCCGCUGCGGUUGGCCCCGGGGAUACGAGCGGCGGCGGGGAGCGUCUCGCCCCUUCGGUGGGGAUGCCGACGGUUGCUAGGCGGGCCCCGCCUCUUGUGGUAGGCACGAGAACGGACGAUUGCACGCCGGCGGCUGCGGUACGCCGGCAGGAUGCAGUGACCGAUCACAGGCGCGAGGUAGUGACGGGCGGGAGGAGCGGGGAGCCCGAAGCUGUGAAAACGGCGCAACCCGCGACUGCAGCGGGCCCCGCAAACCAGGCACCGGGGGGGAACGAUACAGAGGUCACGCUGCGAGAAGACGAUGAGGGGGGCCAAAGUAGUCCUGCCGCCGCCGCAGCAGCAACUGCCCAGGAGCCCCAGGCCUGUAUGCCGGUGGGCGUUUCGCCUGUCAGACGUAGGGCCGCGCGCAGGUCGGUCGGGGGCAGCAGGGCCGGGGCGUUCGUCCCAGGGGGCAGCCGCGGCGGCGCGGCGGCGCUCUCGGCCGGGUUGCACUGCGACGACGAUAGCGGGGACCCUGACGACGAAGACGAUGACGAAGACGACGACGGGCUUGACGAUGAGUUCGAGGAUGACUCGGAGGACGAGGGUUUCCAGGAGCGGCUCACGAAGGCCCUGCGGGAGUCGGAGCAAGCGGAGGUGAUGAGAACGGUGGCGGCGGCGGCGGCGGUGGCCGCUGGGCCACCGGAGGCUGCGACAGAGGGCGGCGGCGGUGAUGACGGACUGAAGACUGCUGCUGCUGCAGAGGGGAUUACAGGGCAGCAGAGUCGAGAAGUCGCUGGACGCACGUCUCCGGCCAAGGAGGAAGAGGGCGGCGGCGGCGGCGGCGGCGGCGGCGGCGGCGGCGGUGGUGACAACCCUGUAGUUUCGGCGGACGACGAGGAGGAGGAGGAGGAGGAAGACGACGACGAUGACGACGGCAACCUCAGCGAGCGGAGCUGGGAGAGCAAGAUGAUGCAGCCGCUGCUCGACCUCCAGAAGGUGAAGCAGCUGUUCGAGGACUGCUACGGCGAGACCUGCCCCCACUACCUGUCCAGCCUGAACUGGUUCCUCUGCAUCGGCGGCGUGGAGAAGUUCGAGGCUCGCCUUACGGCGAAACCUCCGCCCAAGGCUACCUUCGUGCGCGGCCUCGUGGAGAUCCUGUGCAUGGUUGCCGAGGUGGUGUCGGACGCAACGGCGCUCAAGAUCCUCAAUGAAACCCUGACCAAUGUGCGGGCGUACGUUGCGGGCGUGUCGAGCGACGACCUAAAGCGUUCUCCGGAGAACAGGGCGGCGCUGUUCAGCGCCAUGGACUUCAUCAGCUUCCUGAUAGACCGCAUACCGACGAAGCUGCCGAUCGGCUACAAGAGGGCCGUGAUGAAGACGAGGUACGGCCUGUGCCUCGAGUACCUCAAGGGCCCAACCCUUCAAGUGCGUCUGUCCGGGCUUAUGGAGCUUGGGAAGGCAAUCCACAACAUGCACUCUUCGCACGCUCACCACUACCAGCAGCGGCAGCUAUUCCAAAUGGCCCAUCAGAAGGAGAUCGAGGACCGCGCGGCGGCGCGAACAAAGGCGCUCUCCUCGCCUGGCAACAACGCCGACUCUGAUUACUCCCGGGAGCGAAUGGCGAGUGAGUUCGAUGACAAGCACUGGGUCGGCCAUGACCUGGCGGACUGGAUGAUUAAUGACGAGCUGAUAGAGCUCUUGUUCAGCGCCGGGUUUCUUCACACGGAGACCCUGAAGCGGUCCGGAGACAUCCCGCGGUAUCUGGCGUGGCUCAACAAGCUGUCGAACGAUCACCUCAAGCUCAUCUGGGACGCGGCGAGGGAGUCCGCGCACGAGUCCAUCCGGCACGCCGUGCUCCAGCUGCUGCAGGGGCUUUUCCCUCACCUUGUCAAGGAGCAGCUGGGCCUGAUCAACUCGUUCGCCCGCCAGCUGCCCAAGUGCGAGUUCGACGUGCGCACCCUCGUCUUGUUGAGGCACCUUGCCACGGCUACCAUGAAGCUGGAGAAGGAAAGAGUCACCGAGCUCGGCACGAAAAAGGCCGCGGAGCUUGAGGUGACCGCCCCAACCGACACCGCCGCUGCCGCAGCCGCAAGCGGCUGCGGCGGCGGCGGCGGCGGCGGCGGCGGCGGCGGCGAAGAGAGCAGCCGUGCGCGGAGCGGCGUGAUGAGCGGAAUGGAGGUGCUGUGGGACUGCGUGCAGGAUGACGCGCCUGGAGAUGCCAGGCACGUCGCUUCGUGGUCAGGGGGCGACGGCUAUGGACGGUUUGGGGGUGGGGGGCGGGUAUCGGAGUUGAUAGCCAGGCGACAAGAGUGUGAAGGCUUUGUGGUUUCCUUGAUGCGAAGGGCUGUUGUGAGGGGAGCGCUGCCGCUUGCCCUCCACGAGGAAGCCUUCUCGUGCCUGCUCAACUCGGUGGGACAGCUGGGGUCCGGAUUGCCUUGCUCUGUGGACCCGAGGGUUUGGCUGCUUGACGAGGUGGUGAAGUGCCUCAAGGAGCGCAAGUCGGUCGUCCAGGCACUGCGGGUGCUGCGAGCUCUUCUUGAAUCAUUCCGGCACUUUGCGAUAAUGGUCGGCCAGGAGUUUGGUCCCUCCAGGCCUGGCCCCGCGGCCGCCGCGGCAGGCGCCGCGCCCGGCGUUAGCCACGAUGCCGCCGGUGGCAAUGCCGCGGGAAAUGGGAGAUCAGAGCAGGAAGGGGGGGUUCUGCGAAAGAGAGAACGGAGAGGGGGGGAGGAGGGUGUUCCUGUGGCAAAUGACGACCUGGCUUCUGUUAGUGUUGCCCCUGCUAGUGCUGCCGGGGAGGGGGAGUCCACGUCGCCGCCGGCAUCGGAAAAGUUUAGCAGCCGGAGGGCCAGGAGGCCGCCGACCCUGGUGCCGACGAAGGGGAUCGUGGUGGCGAAGGCGAUGGGGGUCACGGGGCUGGCCCUCGCGGAGCUCAUGCAGUACAAGGCAAGUCAGUGGUCUUUGGAGUACGCUUCCAACAAGGUGCGCGAGCUCGGCCUGGAGUCGGGGGAAGCCGUAGACGCUGCCGUCCUCGAGGGUAGGGCGUACCCCCACCUGGACGCGAUGCGGUAUCGCCUCAACCUGCUGCAGACGCUGGUGUGCGCCACGUCCCACGUCAUCACGCCGGGGCAGGCGGAGGGGCUGUGGCUUGCCCUCGUGGAGAGGGCUGUUUCCACCGCGGAGCUGGACUCGAGCUUCCAGGCGUUGCUGGGCCUGGGGAGGGAAGCGCCGGAGGGGCUCGCUGCCCUCGCGGGCACUUUCUUCGAGCGCAUGUGCUGUCAGGGUGGGGGGCCGGCGGUGGGGAAUGGACACUGCCGGGGGAUGCAGGGCGGCUCGACGACGGUGCCUGCCCCGGAUCUCCUGGCCGUCGAUGGCAAGGCCACGGGCGGCAGAGUACGCAACGGGGGUGGGUCAACGACAACAACACGCGACAACGGCAGCAGCAAUAGCGCCGCAGCCGCCGCGACGGUGAGCGACGACGCGCGUCGUUCCACCUCUGCCCAAUCACCAGUGGGGGGGGAGGAGGCCAGACGGCAGCGCGCGACGAGCCGGCGGCAGCGGCAGCAGCAGCAGCACUUCGACAUCCACAAGCUUCGCCCGUCCGGGUUCCGGUUCUUUAUCUGCUGCCUAGAGGUCACCAACCUCGCCAGCGGAUGCCUACGUCCCCGUGGCCCUAGCGGCGGCAGCGGCGGCAGCGGCGGCAGCGCUGGCUCUAGCCCCGAAGACCCAGGGCCGAUGCCGGGGCCAAUGGCGGAGCUCGAGCCGCCUGAGGGGGAGGCGGGGGGAGACGCAGGGGAUGGGGGGGGGGUCGGGAGUUACGUCGUGGUGAGCAUGGAACUGCUGGGGCUGGAGACGCUGUGGAGCAUCGCGCUCGAAGUGGAGGAGGAGGAAGUGUCCGAGGCGGCGAUCAAGAAGCUGUGCGAGCUCUGCCUCCACGUGGAAGUGUCGGACGAGCUUUCGGCCGACGCUGUGGCGAGAGAACGCGCGGCCUUCGUGUCCCGCUGCACCGACCGCUUGGCGAGGGCCGCGGACACCCUGAGGGCGGGGGCGUCGCCUUCCGAGGGGGGCAGCGUUGGCGUCGAAGCGCAGCUGCUGCUGGCCUACCUCGAGGAGGCGGGCGAUCGGAUGCGCGCCCAGGGGCUGUCGGUGCACAGCCAUUGCGGGAACCAGCAGCUACUGCAGCACUCGCGCAGCAUGAUGGCCGUGCGGGUGCAGUCCAGCGGCGGGAAGGAAACGGAGGUACAAGUCUUCCCGGGCCAGACCGUGCAGAGCUUGAGGGUGGCCGUCGCGAUUAGCCUGGGCCCGGAGUGGACGGCAGGCACGACCCGCCUGCUCUACCGGGGGCGCGAGAUGGACGCGGACGACAAGACUCUCGAGCCGGAUGGAGAAACGGCCACCCCGACCGUACUGAGACCGGUCUCGCGAGAGCCGAGCGAAGAGGCAGACGGCGCAGGCAGCAGCCCCGCCGCCCGGGGCUCGCCAGCCGCCGCUCAGCGGGGACGAAAACGCGCGGCCUCCUGCGACACCGCGGACCCGGCUCCUCGAAAGGGCCUUGCUGCGGUGGGCGUUGCUCCGGGAAGGGCAUGGAAGGGCAGCGGCGGCGGUGGUAACGGUGGUAGCGGUAGCGCUGAUGGCGGCAGCCCUGGUGGCGGCGAGGGGGGUGGGGGCUCUGCCGCCACCUCGAUGGACAUCGAAACAAGCAGCGGCAGCAGCCCCGCGAAGAAACAACCGGAGGCCGGAAGCAGCAGCGGUGGUAGCAACGGUCACGCUCCUUCUCCCUCGAGAAAAGCGGCGGCGGCGGCGGCGGUGGCUGCUGCGGAGCCGGCGGAGCAGGCGGUGCCGGCACAGGGGGUGCCGGGCCGCCUACCUGGAUGUUCGAGCGGGAAUGGCGACGCCUCCUUGCCCGUGGAGAUGAGCAGCGCCGGGGUAGUGGCUGGCAACGGCGGCGGUAGCGUGGUGGUCGAAGGCUGCAUGAAGGCCACGCCGCCCUCGGAGCUUCCUCUCCUUGAGCUCGAGAAGCAGUCAACCGUGGACACGCUGUUCGAGCUCAUGGAGUCCGGGCAGAGCGUGAGCGUCUUAGUGUGGGAUCUGCUGAUGAAGAUGCCGACCAACAUGAGGCUCUUCAACGGGUUCUUGUCCAUUGGCCUCACCACAGGGUCGACGAUUGCGCGACAAGGACACGCCGCCGCCGCCGCCGCGGCCGUUGAGGGCGGCCCGCUGUCCCUCCUGCAAGACGCCUCCUCCAGCCGCCUCCUGUACUCGCUCAUGAUCGUGGAGCACCUCUUGAGCCGGGACAUAUCCACGCCCCUCCUCGUCGCCGACGUGCCCCCCGGCGGCGGCAACGGCGGCGAACGGAGCGUGGGACAGCAGCAGCAUGCGUCCGAACACGACGAGAGCAAUUCCGUCGCGACGGCCGUCCGCCUAGCCACGAUAGCGGCGUUCACUGGCGGCGGUGGUCUCACCGAAAGCGCUCCGGAGAUGAAGCCCGGCAUGAACGGGGUAACGGGACAGGAGCCGGCCACCGCCACCGCCGGUGACGGUGGUGGUGGCGAUGGGAAUAGCGACGGUGACUGGGAGGUGUACCAACCGGCGGCGUUUAGUGUCGGCGGCGGGGCUAGCGGCGAUUUUGUGGCCGGCUGUGGCGUCUUAGAUGUUGGUGAAGUCGUUGGUGGAGGUGGAGCCAAGAUCGGCCGGAGAACAUGGCGUGAUCGGUUCGUCGGGAGCGGGGGUAUCGAUGCCCUGGUGGAGCUGGUGCUGACGAGGGACUGGGAUGCUACCCGAGGGUGUCGGGACUGCGGGGGCGAGGGGAGGGGGUGGCCCGGGGAAAGCACCGCGGCGAUCUCUCUGGCUUGCCUUGCGCUGCUGCUGGUGCUCCUGGAGAGGUUCAUGGAGGAAGGGUACUUGCCGGAGCCGCGGCAGCUGACGAGGCUGAUGGAGCGUCUCCCGGUCAUCCUCUUCACCACCUGCCGUUGCUACCGUGAGCUAGCGGCCCCGGCGGCUGGCGCGACGUCGGGAACGUCUUCGAUGAGGCCUAGGCACCCCGCCGCCGCCGCCGCCACGACCACUAUUGCUACCGCCAGCAAGGGAGAUUUCGACCCACUGGAGGAGACAGUGCGAGCGGCGCGCUCCUGCUCGGCGAUCAUCACCAACCUUCUCACGCUUCCCCGCCCGCCGCCGCCGCCACCCGCCGGUCCCGCCGGAAGCGGGGCAGGAAUGGCGGCGGCGGCGGCGGCGGCGGCCACGGCCACGGCCGCCGUGCAGGAGUGCUUGACGCUGAGCGCGAGGGCCGGUAUGGCCAUGACCAUGGUCUCGAGCACGGCCUUCGGGGAGGCGGCGAGGGAGGCGCUCGUGCGGUCCCCGUCGCGGGAGCUGCGGGAGAACGCGAUGGGGGUGAUGGCCGCCCUCGCUGGGAUCGACCGCGAGGUCGCGGGGGAGGCGGGGGCGUACGAAGGCGGCGGCGGCGGCGGCGGCGGCGAGUUCGUCAGUCUGACCACGGUUAUGGCUCAGCUUUUGAUCUCGCUGGUGCCCUACGGCAGGAACGAGCCUGACGGGGCCAGGUGCCGCGAGCUCUACCAGCUCCUUUCUGACUUCCUCAGCAAGGGGGACGUGGACGCUCGCGCGCUUUGCGCCACCCUCCCGGCCCUGCGCCCCCCCCCGCCUGCGGCGCCCCCCGCGGCUGCCGGGAGCGGGUUGCCAUCACCCCAUGCCUCUGGCGAAAACGCCGCCAACAAUGGCGGCACCGGCGGCACCGGCGGCGGGAACGACGGUGGCGGCGGCGGCGGCGGCGGCGGCCAUGUGGACACGUCCUUCUACAGCAUUGACGGUCCGCUCCCGGCCCCGGCGCCCGCCGACGAGCGGGAGUUCGCCUCGACGGCUGUGGCAGCGCUGUCGGAGGCGGUAGCGGCCGACGGGGUGCCCGCCCUGGCCCAGGUGGUGCCGCUGCUGGUCUGGCUCAUGCGGCUGAUCGUGAAGCCGAGGGUGACCGCGGCCGACGCCCACCUCUCCGGGCUGCUCGGGCUCGCGCGCAUCGUCAUCGGCUGGUUAGGGCCGCGGGGUAAGGAGGCGGUGGGCCUCCGGGGGCUGGAGGGGAUAUGCGCGGCCGAGGAGGGGGUGGUGGGCACGCGGGGAAUGGGCUUGCUUCACCACGUCUACCACGAAUGCUUGUUCGAUAUCGCGACGCACGACAACCAUGGGCCCUUGGCCCCUCCCAAGUGCAGGUCGGAGGGUUGUCGGGCCAACGCGUUCGGGCUGCUGACGGACCUCGCCACCGACUGCCGGGCGAACGUGGCCGUCCUCAUCGACCUCCUCCUCCGCCACCACUCGAGCUCCUCCCCCUGCCAUUCCCCGUCCGCUGCCGUCGCCGCAGCGGCAACGGUAAAGCCCCCGAAGCCGACCCAGUCAGCAUCCUCCCCUGACGCCAAAGGCAACGGCGGCGGCGGCGGUGCUGCCCCCGACGAGCAAGAACCGGCGGUAGGCGGCGAUGAACCUGACGCUGCUGCUGAAGCGGCGGCGGCUACCGCCGACGCUUCUUCCGGGGGCGGCGGCGGCGGUGGCGGCGGCGGGGCCGGUUGCGUGGAGCGGGUGUCGUGGGCGUACGCGCCGCGGCAGACGGACAAGGCCGAGUGCGGAUACGUCGGGCUGCAGAACCUGGGGGCGACCUGCUACAUGAACUCGCUGCUGCAGCAGCUCUUCAUGGUCCCCGCCCUCCGAUUCGGAGUGCUGAGCUGCGACCCGUUCUUCAGGACCCCGGAGCAGAUCGAGAAGGGGGAAGGAGUGGUCCCUAGGGAGGAGAACCUGCUUUACCAGCUCCAGGGAAGCCGGUGGACCCGCUAG